Molecule: messenger RNA, 991 nt
Organism: Helicoverpa armigera (cotton bollworm)
Lineage: Eukaryota; Metazoa; Arthropoda; Insecta; Lepidoptera; Noctuidae
Gene: Sf3a2
Product: splicing factor 3A subunit 2
Exons: 3
Coding region: 164-949 (261 amino acids)
Biological process (GO): spliceosomal complex assembly
Cellular component (GO): catalytic step 2 spliceosome; U2-type prespliceosome; nucleus
Molecular function (GO): zinc ion binding; nucleic acid binding
Source: RefSeq, a predicted model, not a curated record
GUCAUUGUUGAUUGUCAUGUCACUUGCUUAUGUCAACAGUCGUUGGUCAGUUCUUCAUGGUGUGAAUGAAAUUUUACAAUAUUUAUUAAAUUGACGAAAAUACAAUCAAUUACAUCGUUGGGAAUUAUUAAUUGUUUGUAGAAGAAGACUAAUUUAGGGAAAAAUGGAUUUCCAAAACCGGCCAGGCGGUAAAACUGGCGGUGGAGGAGUAGCGUCAUGGUCGGAAAGCAACCGAGACCGACGCGAAAGACUCCGUCAGCUUGCGCUCGAAACAAUUGACUUGAAUAAAGAUCCCUAUUUUAUGAAAAAUCAUUUAGGGUCAUAUGAAUGCAAGCUUUGUCUUACUUUACAUAAUAAUGAGGGAAGUUAUCUAGCUCAUACUCAAGGUAAAAAGCAUCAAGCCAACUUAGCUCGAAGAGCAGCCAAAGAGGCCAAAGAAGCACCUCAACAAUUGGCUCCUGAAAAGCCACGGAUAGAACCGAAAAAGUUCGUUAAGAUUGGUAGACCAGGUUAUAGAGUAACCAAACAAAAAGAUCCAGAGAAUGGCCAACAGAGUUUAUUAUUCCAAGUUGAUUACCCAGAAAUUGCUGAAGGUGUGCAGCCUAGGCACCGCUUCAUGUCUGCUUAUGAACAAAAGAUAGAGCCUCCAGACCGUCGCUGGCAGUACUUGUUAUUUGCUGCUGAGCCAUAUGAGACAAUUGCAUUUAAAGUACCGAGCAGGGAAGUGGAGAAGCAUGACUCCAAAUUCUGGACACACUGGAACAAGGAUACUAAACAGUUUUUCCUGCAAUUUGCAUUUAAAAUGGAGCCACUACGUAUGCCUCCACCUCCUCCCAAGAUGUGGGAGAACCAUGGCAUGCGCCUGCCACCUCCUCCAGGGGCUCCAUUGAUGGGGGUGCCCCCACCACCGCCAUUAUUACCUGUACCUCCUCCACCACCAUCUAUGUAAAUGAGUAAUUUGUGUUUAAGGUGUAAUAAAAUUAUAUUCAUA